AUGUCUCACUCCAGCAAGGCCGCAUCCAUCGGCGGCUCCGACUUUGGGAAGUUGACUCUCGGCGCCUCUUCUGGCAGCAGUCGCAGCGACGAGAUGAAGACUCGAUCCAUGACCAGGAAAGCCGCCGCCAAGGUCGUUCCAGCAUCAUCCUCAGGCCAGCGUAGAGGAAACGCUCCAGUCGCAGGACCAUCGCGACGAGGAGUGAAAGGGUCGACAGGUCGCACAUCAGCGGGACGCAAGGACGAAGACGACGAAGACGACGACGAUGAGAACGACUCAGACGACAGCGACGAAAGCAGUUCAGAAGACGACGACGAUCGACCGACGCAACCGCGCGUAUCUUCACCACCGCAGAUCUCCACCCGCGAUCGUCUACGCUUGAUCAUGUCCGCCUACGAUCCUAGCCAGCGCUCGCCGAUCGAGUUUACAUAUCAGAGCGACAGAGACCUUCCAGAAGCAAGCCGCACAUAUCGCGCUCAAAUCGACGACUUCUCCCGCCUGAUCACCUCCCCCGAAGCGCUCGAACCCUUUGUCCGCCGCCUGCACAUCAGCAGUCCCAUGUGGGGCUCGCUCAUCGUGCGCGCCCAAGAGAACCGCAUGCGAACAACCAUGGCAUCCUACCUCGCCAACAGCCCACAGACUCCCCGUCAAGACGCCAUCGACACAAUCAGCGAGUUCAACAAACUCUUCGUCUCGAUCGAGUCGCUGCUCCUCCAGCCCGUCUUCCGCACCAUGGACUCCAACGCACGCAACAACCUCGCUCUUCUCACGAUGCAGAUCCUCGAAUUCAUCGUCGCGCAGAACACAGAUGCGAGGGGUUCGGUCGGCGUGCCGUACGCCGGCGGGACGAGGCAUCACGAGUACAAUCUGUACAUGCGCUUCGCGAGGUCGGAGUGGAACGUGACGAUGGCGAAGCUGAACACGAUGGUCACGCCGCCGGAUGUACGCGCGAUGUUCAUGAGGCCGAAUACAUGGGCGUGUCUGAUGCGAGCGUAUCAGACGGUCGUGCAGAGGCAUCCGCCGCCCGUGCCGGGGGACGUGGGAGACUUUUAUGCGAGUCUGAGGACCUUGGUGGGGAGAUUAUCGAGUGAGUUUGCGUCGUUCCACGAGACGAUCGAGUGGUCGUGCUGA
This is a messenger RNA of Zymoseptoria tritici IPO323, 1131 nucleotides long. RefSeq lists its product as uncharacterized. The coding region runs from base 1 to 1131 and encodes 376 amino acids. Lineage: Eukaryota; Fungi; Ascomycota; Dothideomycetes; Mycosphaerellales; Mycosphaerellaceae. The record is from RefSeq and is a predicted model, not a curated record. The transcript is spliced from 2 exons.